This is a messenger RNA of Mycosarcoma maydis (corn smut), 417 nucleotides long. RefSeq lists its product as uncharacterized. The transcript has a single exon. Lineage: Eukaryota; Fungi; Basidiomycota; Ustilaginomycetes; Ustilaginales. The record is from RefSeq and is a predicted model, not a curated record. Bases 1 to 417 code for a protein of 138 amino acids.
AUGGGCAAAUCAUCAAAGUUUUACAAGAAAGCAUCGCUCAAGGAGAAGCAAGCUGGCCAAGGCAAAUUGCGAUCAUCUGCAUCCUCGUCAGCCGGUACAUCUAGCUCUAAUGCCCAAGUCUUUAAGCAAGUAGCCAUCAAGAAAGCCGCUUUGACCGGAAAGGCGCUCGAAAAGAGACAAGCCCUCGAGCAGAAGUCUCGCGAAAAGGAAGAAGCAACUCGUGCAGCUAAGCCUGUCUUCCGUCAAGCCGGCCCUGCACCGAGGACCGAAGAUGUAGACGACGAAGACCAACACAAGUUGGGCGAACAUUCCGAAGUCAUCAAAAGACGCGCACGCAAUCGACAAAGGAAAGAUUGGGGCCCAAUGCCAAAGGACAUGGGUAUCGACUAUCUGAAGCAGUGGGAUUCUCGCUCUUAA